AUGGCCAAUGUGCACAUCUUCUCCCAGAGGCACUCGAGCAACGUCCUGCGGAAGAGCCCUGACUUAGGCCUUGACCUCGUGAGCUGCAUCUGGCCCUUCAGCUCGUCGUCACCAAUGAUCUCCUUACACAUCCAGGGCUUCGUUUCAGUCAAGGCCAUUCUGCAGACGUGCCUCUUUGUGCCCACUGUAGCGUGACUGCUCGCCAAACUAUUCAGCGGGUACGGCGAGCGCGACAACAGCCUUGAGCGACACGAGAAUGUGCUGACGGUGCUGGCUGCAGAGGCAAAGAGGCAGCUGAACCGGGCAGAGGCAGAUUCGCCAUCGAGGGUGGCACCUCUGCAGAGUCUGACGAAGCCCAUGGCUGUGACAAGCACCAAGGGUAUCCACCUGAAGCGAUCCGGUGAUGAGACGAACAACCCACUCGCCUCUGAAAACACGCUACUGCCUAACACACAUGCGCUUCUCCACGACGCAGCGUAUACUGCAGACGAUGACCAGGAGGUUGUGCGAGACGCGCUUAUCGACUCGAGGGCUAAUGCGAGGAUACACUGCGGUGCGACGAAGUUCGCUCAUAAAGUGUGUAGUCACCGCUGGCGCUUGUGUGUGUAGUCGGCGGUGAGGGUGUUCGGUAAAUCACGUGAGCGGGCCUACGGUUCACGUGCCGUGACCGUGUCGUGCUUCCCAAUGGUGUUCUGGGCCCGUAGCUUUGUGGUUGCUACGGUCACCUACUGCCUGAUCUGCGACAUGCUCUUGUACCUGCAGGUACCACUCAUAGAGACGAGCUUCGACAUGGCCAAGGCAGACAGCUACGCGGAGGGGCCACAUUUCACGUGCGGCCUCUACACACGCGAUGGCGUCUGUCGUCGGUUGUCUUGCUGGUAGUGCAGGUGUGGCGGCGUUCUUGUGCAUCACCGCUAAGCACAGCUACCGACCCACUCUGACUGCCCCCAGACUCGCAGGGUCACUGCCUCCGUCUUCGACACUGCUAAUGUGGAGCGCUGGAGCCUCGCCGUCGGCAUCCUGGGCCACGCCAUGUACCUCAUGGGCGACGCCACUGUGUGUGAGGUGUGCUGCUACUUUGCCUGGGCGGCGACGGCGCUGCUCAUGCCGCGCGUCUGCCCGUGCGUCUCGGAGAGCAUGAUGCACGCCGUCGGCGCCGGCAGCGGAAACCUGAACUCGAGCGUGGCGGGCACGACCGGCUCGACUCUGCUGGGGAGGGUGUGGUUGGCCGCGUCGGAAGGCAUGGGGACGUACAGCUUCGGCAAGAUGGUAAUGCUGGAUGUUGUCGGUCGAUUCCUGCUGCUGCUGUUUGCUCUUCCGCAAUGCGUAGAAUUCCUCGGCUACACGGGUGUGUUGUCGAGGUCACCUACGUGUGGCGUCUCACCAUUCAACUGCGUGCCCCGCUUCCCUUUUCCCGUCUCGCUUACCUUUGCGCUCCUCAGUCGAGGCUUCUCACUGCGAGUGCUUCGUGUGUAA
Molecule: messenger RNA, 1476 nt
Organism: Leishmania braziliensis MHOM/BR/75/M2904
Lineage: Eukaryota; Euglenozoa; Kinetoplastea; Trypanosomatida; Trypanosomatidae
Source: the annotation of a RefSeq genome assembly